AUGGCAGCUGGCGGGGAAUUUGAAUCUGUUCUGUCCAAAAUUCUUACGAAUUACGAUCCGAAUAUCCACUUAAAAUCUAGACAACGAGAGGUUUUCGAGAGUCUUUGGAUUGAAGGAAAGGAUAUGAUUAUUUCGCUGCCAACUGGUUACGGAAAAAUUGUAUAUAUAAUGAUGGCACAGCAAAGAGUGUGUGUGAUUGGAGCUGGUGUGAUAGGUUUAUCAUGUGCAGUUAAUAUCAUAGAAACCAUAUCCAAUGUGGAUGUAACAAUAGUAUCUCAUUUGUUCUCACCAAACACAACUUCUGAUGUAGCUGCUGCCAUUUUUGGAUUGAAGCCUUUGGUAUUUGGCGAUACUUCUCCAUCAUUACAGAAAAAUUGGUUUUUGACAACGUCACAUCAUAUGGAAUCCAUUUUGAAGACUCAAGAAGCAAGUGAAGCAGGCGUGAAUGUGAUCUCUGGUUAUUAUUUACAUAAUGAAAAGAACAAUGACAAAAAAUUACCAUGGAGAGAUAUUGCACAUGGUAGCAUCAGAUCAAUGACAAACAGUGAGUUGAAUCUCUACCCAGGAUACAGCAAUGGUUUGUCAUUCUCAAUGUUGAUGUGUGAGACCAGGAAAUACCUACCAUGGUUGAUGAAAAGGUGUGUCUUUUAUGAUCCUGGUGUUAUAAUGAGAUAAUAAUUUUCUAAGGCACAAAUGCUUUCUAUUUUACAUGAAAACAAUGAAGAUAAAAAGAUGACCUAAAAACAAAAUAGACACAAAUUUUCAGUGUGUGUUGAUGAAAUAUUCAUCAUUCAUUCUAUACUUCUCUAU
Messenger RNA from Saccoglossus kowalevskii, 810 nucleotides. RefSeq names its product D-aspartate oxidase-like. The record is from RefSeq and is a predicted model, not a curated record. Gene Ontology annotation, molecular function: FAD binding; D-amino-acid oxidase activity. Gene Ontology annotation, biological process: D-amino acid catabolic process. Lineage: Eukaryota; Metazoa; Hemichordata; Enteropneusta; Harrimaniidae. Gene Ontology annotation, cellular component: cytoplasm.